Messenger RNA from Stereum hirsutum FP-91666 SS1, 4128 nucleotides. RefSeq names its product WD40 repeat-like protein. Lineage: Eukaryota; Fungi; Basidiomycota; Agaricomycetes; Russulales; Stereaceae. The transcript is spliced from 13 exons. Gene Ontology annotation, molecular function: protein binding. Bases 127 to 4128 code for a protein of 1333 amino acids. The record is from RefSeq and is a predicted model, not a curated record.
GGUGCUUUGGAAAAUAUCUCUGAGGCCUGUCCUGACAUACAAAAGGCUGCCACCGACUUUCUGAUCGUUCUCAAUCGCAUCGCUGAAGUCAAAGGUGCAAAGAAGGAGUUGGAGGUCGCCGUCAAUAUGCUUGCCGGUUUGAUCCAGAUCCUCGAGCCCCACAACAGCAAGAGCACGCAUUCGAAUGAAACCGGUAGAUUGAUUGAUCAGGUUGACGAGAAAUUUUCUGUUGCAAUCAAGGCUCAGGGUGAAGAAAUCGGCCGCCUCCUGGAUGAUGGCGUCACAGGACUUGUCAUUGAGGCUGACAACGAUGUUCAGACGAUUGCGCAGGCCCUUGGCCACCUUUCGGAACUCUUAGAUGUACUCACGUCGAAUGUGGCGAUGGACGGCACGCACGUGCUCGAGAGGCUUCAUAUCGGCAUAGGCCAGCACAAUGAUGGCGCCUCUCCUUCGCCCUCGGCACCUUCUGCGAACCCAUAUCUGCAACUCCUGCCAUCGGACGUACGACCUCACUCGGGCUCUGAGUCCCGAAACAUCCCCGCUCGCCCGAAGGCUCUCGAUGAAGGGCUCUCGGCAUUGAAGGCUAUCUUGAGUACGGUGAAGGAGUUCUCAGACGCGUUCCCGCCAUUGAAGACGGCUACCAGCGGCUUGCUGGCAGUUCUUGAACUCAUUGAUAAGGUCCAUGGUGCGAAAGAGGAGCUUGAGGAUGCCGCAGAUAUGCUCAACUUAGUGCUCAAGAUCGUCAAGGACCACAGGAGCAAGAGCUUGGGCUCGCAUGAGAAGCUUAGCUCGCCGGACCAUCGUAUCGACCAAAUAUCUGCCACGAUCGAGACUCAGGACGCCGAAAUCCGCCGUCUACUCCAGCGUGGCAUUACAAAGCGUAUCAUUGACGCUGAAAGCGAUGUUCAGACAAUCGCGCGGGCCCUUCGCACGAUCUCCAACACCAUAGACGUACUUACAUUGGAUGUCGUCAUGAACAACAGACGCGUGCUAGAGAGUAUUCAAAGCGGUGUGGAAGGGCUUGCUGAUGACGCCGACUUCAGCAAAUACCAAGGUAUCCCUAAUGUCGACGCGUGCCUUCCUGGCACCCGAGUCGAAAUUCUUCAGGAUCUCCUCGCUUGGGCGAGGUCACGCGAUGCCUCGCACGUCUUGUGGCUCAGCGGUGGUGCCGGAACUGGGAAGAGCACCAUCGCUGCAUCUAUUGUGCGACUGCUGCACCGUCACGAUCUUCUAGGCGGCCACUUCUUCUGCUCACGAGACCAAAAGCGAGAGGACGUGAAGUCGAUUAUCCCUUCACUUGCGGGAUAUCUCGCAUCUGUGCGGCCUGCGUAUGCCCAGGAAAGACGAAACUCUGCUAAGGCAGAACUCGUACUUGAUAUCCGCGAUCAAUUCAUGACACUCCUAUCGGAGCCGAUCAAAGCUGCUCUCAAUGGCGUGUCCGCACCGAUGCUGAUCUUUGUUGUCGACGCUUUGGACGAGUGCUCUGACACGAAAGCAACACAGAAUAUACUACGUCUGCUCCUUCAGCAUGCUCCUAAUCUUCCAGUAAAAUUUCUUGUCACGAGCAGGCCCGAGCGCCACAUACGAAAUACACUUUCCAUCGAGUACCCCAAAACUCUUCGUCUGCAAGACGUUGAUGAGAACAGUAUACAUAAGGACAUCGAGCUCUAUCUCCGCACCGAGUUGAGCGCCCUCGCCGCUCACAACGAUCUAGAGCGAGGCUCUCUUGUCGAAUGGCCCUCGGACACUCAGGUCCAAAUACUCACGCGUCACGCAGACGGAUUGUUUAUCUUUGCAUCCACUGCUCUCAAGUAUAUCUCUGACAACGAUCCCCAAGGACGGCUUCACGAACUCACAGAUCCUGCCCUACCCAGCUCCCCGUUCGCGAUUCGGCCGAUAGACAAUAUGUACACAUUCAUCCUUGAACGUGCACUCUCCGUGCUCAAUACAUCCCCUAAGUCAUCUGAGCGCUCGGAUUUCUUGCGAUGUCUUUCGGCUGUGAUUUGUGUGGCUGAAACCUUGUCCGUCCAUUCAAUGGCCAAUUUGCUGCGUAUAAAUCCACGGCGGGUCCGUGUAGCGGUCGGAAACAUUCACUCCUUGGUGUCCGUUCCUCGCGAUGAGCGCGGCUUCUUGACAACAUACCACGCAUCGUUCGGAGACUACCUCACCGACCGGGAAAGAUCAGGAAGACAUCCGUGGUUCGUUAAUGUUGUGGAGACCCACCUCGAUCUUGCUCAUGGCUGUCUUGACAUAAUGUCCUCGCAACUAUAUUUUGAUGUUGCCAGAGUCCAGACCUCAUCGGCUCCAAACACACAUCAAACACUGAGGGCAAUUCCAGAUGAUGUUUCCUAUGCUUGCCGUUUUUGGAAUGAGCAUGCCAUUGCCUCAGAGCAAGGAUAUGAUUCAAAGUUGUGGCCUUGCUUGGAGAGUGUUCUGAAGUCUAAGUUCUUGUACUGGGUCGAGGUUCUGAGUGCAUUGGGCCUUGUUGCUGGUAGUCCUGCUAGAAUUCAAAAGCUAAUCUUACGGGUGAAGGUGAGCUCAAUAUUCAUUAUGCAGUUUGAGACGGAUGCAAGGGCCUUUUUGAUGGACUUCAAUGAGCCAAUAAGCCGAUGCCUUGCACACAUUUACAUCUCUGCUCUGCCUUUCUCACCCUCACAUUCCCAAAUCACACAGCUGUAUCGGAAGCACUUCCCAAACACACUCCUAUGUUGUGCUGAACUACUUGAGAGUAGGAAGAGAAAGCAUAUGAUCUUGCAUAUACCAAACCCUGUGCUAUCUGUUGCUUUCUCGCCUGAUGGCACAAAGAUUGUCUCUGGCUCCAUCGAGCACACACUCCGGAUGUGGGAUGUUGAGAGUGGUGAGGAGGUGUCAAAGCCAUUUGAAGGACACACUGACUCUAUUUGUUCUGUUGCAUUUUCGCCUGAUGGCACAAAGAUUGUCUCUGGCUCCACUGACCGCACAAUCCGGGUGUGGGAUGUCGAGAGCGGCAAGGAGGUGUCGAAGCCAUUUGAAGGACACAUCGACAAUGUCUGGUCCGUUGCAUUUUCGCCUGAUGGCACAAAGAUUGUCUCUGGCUCCUCUGACCGCACGAUCCGGAUGUGGGAUGUUGAGAGUGGUGAGGAGGUGUCGAAGCCUUUCAAAGGACACACCGAGUCUGUCAGCUCCGUCGCAUUUUCGCCCGAUGGCACAAAGAUUGUCUCUGGCUCCUUUGACCAAACGAUCCGGAUGUGGGAUGUUGAGAAUGGCGAGGAGGUGUUGAAGCCAUUCAAAGGACACACUGACUCUAUUUGUUCCGUUGCAUUUUCGCCUGAUGGCACAAAAAUCGUCUCUGGCUCCUAUGACCACACGAUCCGGGUGUGGGAUGUUGAGAGUGGCAAGGAGGUGUUGAAGCCGUUUGAAGGACACACUGACUCUAUUUGUUCCGUUGCAUUUUGGCCUGAUGGCACAAAGAUUGUCUCUGGCUCCUCUGACCGCACGAUCCGGAUGUGGGAUGUUGAGAGCGGCGAGGAGGUGUCGAAGCCAUUUGAAGGACACACCUCCAUCGUGAACUCUGUCACAUUUUCGCCUGAUGGCACAAAGAUUGUCUCUGGCUCCUCUGACUGCACUGUCCGGGUGUGGGAUGUUGAGAGUGGCAAGGAGGUGUUGAAGCCAUUUGAAGGACACACCGAGUCUGUUAGGUCCGUCGCAUUUUCGCCCGAUGGCACAAAUAUUGUCUCUGGCUCCUAUGACCACACGAUCCGGGUGUGGGAUGUUGAGAGCGGCAAGGAGGUGUCGAAGCCAUUCAAUGGACACACCUCCAUCGUGAACUCUGUCGCAUUUUCGCCCGACGGCACAAAGAUUGCCUCUGGCUCCUUUGAUCGCACGAUCCGGGUGUGGGAUGUUGAGAGCGGCAAGGAGGUGUCGAAGCCAUUUGAAGGACCCACCAACUAUGUCACCACCUCAGCAUUUUUGCCCGAUGGCAUGAAGGUUGUCUCAGGCUCCAAAGACGGUGGAAUUGAAGCUCAGGGUAGUAGUUCAAAGGUAUGUCUGUGCUUUAGGUGGCCCUGUGUUCUUCUCAUGCACUUUUCCAAUAUAUUUAUCAAUAGCUCUGAUGUUUAUAUCUACAGAUUGCAGACCCGAGUCAUUUGA